AUGGCGCAAAUUCCCGUCCAGACCCUCCACAGGGACCCCCAGCUCUUCUACUGGAUCCUCAUCCCCAUCACCGUCGUCAUGGUCCUCACCGGCGUGCUCCGCCACUACGCCUCGGUGCUCAUGGCCACGGCGCCCAAGAAGCUCGAGGCCCGCGCGCUCCGGGAGCAGCGCGCCCUCGCCCGCGGCGUCGCCCUCCGCUCCAACUACCACGCGCUGUCGCAGCGCGCCUUCGAGGCCCGCCGCGAGGGCCUCACCGCGGGCUACGAGUCGGGCGCAUUCCUCAAGGAGCCUGAGCGCAAGGGCCAGCCCCCCGCCAACCCGCUCACCGACCCGAGCCAGAUGGACGGAAUGAUGGGCAUGAUGAAGAACAACAUGGCCAUGAUUAUCCCAAACACGCUCAUCAUGAGCUGGAUCAAUGCCUUCUUCAGCGGAUACGUCAUCAUGAAGCUGCCGUUUCCCAUCACCAUCAAGUUCAAGAGCAUGCUGCAGGCGGGUGUGCAGACCAAGGACAUGGACCCCCGGUGGAUGUCCAGCAUCAGUUGGUACUUUCUCUGCAUCUUUGGUCUGCAAUUCGUCUACGUCUUCCUGCUCGGCAGCGACAAUGCCGCCAGUCAGAUGGCCCAGCAGAUGGCUGCGCAGCAGAUGCCCAUGGGCGGUAUGGGAGGCCCCGGGCAAGACCCGGACAAGCAGUUCAAGGCCGAGGCCGAGAACCUGGCUGUCGUCGAGCACUACUCCGUCUUGGACGAUGUCGAGGAACGCCUGCUGGAGGGUAUCAAAUCGUAG
Molecule: messenger RNA, 783 nt
Organism: Purpureocillium lilacinum
Lineage: Eukaryota; Fungi; Ascomycota; Sordariomycetes; Hypocreales; Ophiocordycipitaceae
Product: ER membrane complex subunit 3
Biological process (GO): protein folding in endoplasmic reticulum
Cellular component (GO): EMC complex; membrane
Source: RefSeq, a predicted model, not a curated record